AUGCAUCUCUCACCCCUCAACAUGCAUCUCUCACCCCUCAACAUGCAUCUCUCACCCCUCAACAUGCAUCACUCACCCCUCAACAUGCAUCACUCACCCCUCAACAUGCAUCACUCACCCUCAACAUGCAUCUCUCACCCUCAACAUGCAUCACUCACCCCUCAACAUGCAUCUCUCACCCCUCAACAUGCAUCACGCACCCCUCAACAUGCAUCACUCACCCCUCAACAUGCAUCUCUCACCCUCAACAUGCAUCACUCACCCCUCAACAUGCAUCUCUCACCCCUCAACAUGCAUCUCUCACCCCUCAACAUGCAUCACUCACCCCUCAACAUGCAUCUCUCACCCCUCAACAUGCAUCUCUCACCCCUCAACAUGCAUCACUCACCCCUCAACAUGCAUCUCUCACCCCUCAACAUGCAUCACUCACCCCUCAACAUGCAUCUCUCACCCCUCAACAUGCAUCACUCACCCUCAACAUGCCUCUCUCACCCCUCAACAUGCAUCACUCACCCCUUAACAUGCAUCUCUCACCCCUCAACAUGCAUCUCUCACCCCUCAACAUGCAUCUCUCACCCUCAACAUGCAUCUCACCCCCUCAAUAUGCCUCUCUCACCCCUCAACAUUCAUCACUCACCCCUCAACAUGCAUCUCUCACCCCUCAACAUGCAUCUCUCACCCCUCAACAUGCCUCUCUCACCCCUCAACAUGCAUCACUCACCCCUCAACAUGCAUCUCUCACCCCUCAACAUGCAUCACUCACCCCUCAACAUGCAUCACUCACCCCUCAACAUGCAUCUCUCACCCCUCAACAUGCAUCACUCACCCCUCAACAUGCAUCACUCACCCCUCAACAUGCAUCUCUCACCCCUCAACACAUGCAUCACUCACCCCUCAAAUGCAUCUCUCACCCUCAACAUGCAUCUCUCACCCCUCAACAUGCAUCUCUCACCCCUCAACAUGCAUCACUCACCCCCUCAACAUCCAUCACUCACCCUCAACAUGCAUCACUCACCCCUCAACAUGCAUCACUCACCCCUCAACAUGCAUCACUCACCCCUCAACAUGCAUCACUCACCCUCAACAUGCAUCACUCACCCUCACAACAUGCAUCUCUCACCCCUCAACAUGCAUCUCUCACCCCUCAACAUGCCUCUCUCACCCCUCAACAUGCAUCACUCACCCCUCAACAUGCAUCUCUCACCCCUCAACAUGCAUCACUCACCCCUCAACAUGCAUCUCUCACCCUCAACAUGCAUCACUCACCCCUCAACAUGCAUCACUCACCCCUCAACAUGCAUCUCUCACCCCUCAACAUGCAUCACUCACCCCUCAACAUGCAUCUCUCACCCCAUUCUCCCCCCCCGCCCCUCCCCACUCCCCUUCCCCCCUCCCCUCCCACUCUCCUCUUCCCUCCCGUCCCCCCUCCCCUCCCUCUGGGCUACGUUGGAAAAUACGAGUAUCGAGUAUAAUACGCUAGCGUAUUAUACGCUGGGUAUAUACGCGGUACGCCAUGGCUGGCGUACUGCUGAUACGCAAAAAUACGCUGGGCGGGCAGAUAUAAAACUUUUUCCCGGGCAGGUUCCGCCCUCGAACUGUAGGGAGUAG
Messenger RNA from Closterium sp. Yama58-4, 1608 nucleotides. Lineage: Eukaryota; Viridiplantae; Streptophyta; Zygnematophyceae; Desmidiales; Closteriaceae. The record is from the annotation of a GenBank genome assembly.